Messenger RNA from Beauveria bassiana ARSEF 2860, 1266 nucleotides. RefSeq names its product mannose-6-phosphate isomerase. Gene Ontology annotation, cellular component: cytosol. The coding region runs from base 1 to 1266 and encodes 421 amino acids. Lineage: Eukaryota; Fungi; Ascomycota; Sordariomycetes; Hypocreales; Cordycipitaceae. The transcript has 2 exons. The record is from RefSeq and is a predicted model, not a curated record. Gene Ontology annotation, biological process: carbohydrate metabolic process; GDP-mannose biosynthetic process. Gene Ontology annotation, molecular function: mannose-6-phosphate isomerase activity; zinc ion binding.
AUGGGGACUGUAUCGCGCAUCUUUCCGUUUGGCGGAACAUGCAACAACUACGAAUGGGGCCGCAAAGGCAGCAAGUCGCUCGCGGCACGCCUGUGUGCCGCUUCUCCGGAGACAGAUUUCAAGAUUGAUGAGGAGAAGCGCUACUCGGAGAUGUGGUUUGGCGAUUAUCCCAAUUUCCCCGGUCGGCUGGGAGAUGGCCGGCCGCUGGGCGAUGUGCUGCGCGAACAUAAAAAUGAACUCUUAGGAGAGCACUCGGUUGGCAAAUGGGGGGACCAGUUGCCAUAUCUGCCCAAGAUUCUCUCGAUUGCCAAGGCCCUCCCCUUGCAAGUGCAUCCAAAUAAGGACCUGGCGGCCAAGCUGCACACGCAGAACCCGGAGCAAUUCACCGACCCCAAUCACAAGCCCGAAAUCGCCAUUGCCCUGUCGCACUUUGAGCUGUUUGCCGGCUGGAAGGAGCUCGACGAGAUUGCGCAGCUCUUCCGCACGCCGUUUCUGCGCGGCGUGAUGCCGCCGUCCGCCGCUAGCAGCAGCCGCUGGACCGACGAGACGCUGCGCGAGGUGGUGCGCGCGCUCCUCAAGGCCGACGCCGACAGCGUCCGCGCCAUGCAGGCCGAGCUGGCCGUGCAGCUCGAGGCCGACUUCAAAAAGGGCGGCGCGCACCGCGCCAGCCACCUGCUGCGCGUGCUGCGGGACCUGCAGGCGCAGUGCACCGACCUCGACCCCGGCGCGCUCGUCGCCGUGCUGUGCAUGAACUUCCUCACGCUCGACCCCGGCGAGGCCAUCUUCAUCCCCGCCGACGGCGUGCACUGCUACCUGUCGGGCGACGUCUUUGAGUGCAUGGCGCGCUCCGACAACAUGCUCGCGGGCGGGCUGUGUCCCGCGGCGGACCGCGACCACGCCGACGUCUUUUGCGACGCGCUGCGCUUCGGGGAUUUGACGCGCCCGCGCGGCAUCCGUCUGCCCGCGCAGACGGUGCGCGACCCGGCGACGGGACUCGUGGACCACAACGCGGCCCGGUUCGCCCCGCCGGUGGGCGAGUUUGACGUGCUGCGGGUUGCGUUGCUGGCGGGCCGGGAGCAGGCGCUGCGGCCGGCGCGGGGGCCGACGGUGGCGAUUGUGCUGAGAGGCGAGGGCACGCUGGUGGGCGACGACGACGGGCGCGAGGUGAGGCUGAUGCAGGGCCAGAUAUUCUUUGUCGCGGCCAAUACGGCGGCGACGGUGCGGGCGACUGAGGACUUGGAGUUGUAUGCGACAGUCGGUGGUUGA